ACUUUUACGGCGUGGUGCAAUUCUCACCUGCGGAAAGCUGGCACGCAGAUCGAGAACAUAGAUGAAGAUUUCCGCGAUGGGCUCAAACUCAUGUUGCUCUUGGAGGUCAUUUCAGGAGAGCGAUUACCCAAACCAGAGCGAGGAAAAAUGAGAGUGCAUAAAAUCAACAAUGUGAAUAAAGCUCUAGACUUCAUCGCUAGCAAAGGAGUUAAGCUGGUCUCUAUAGGAGCUGAAGAGAUUGUAGAUGGCAAUGCAAAGAUGACAUUGGGCAUGAUCUGGACAAUUAUCCUUCGAUUUGCCAUUCAGGACAUUUCGGUGGAAGAGACCUCUGCCAAGGAAGGCCUACUGCUGUGGUGUCAGAGGAAGACGGCGCCCUACAAGAACGUCAAUGUACAAAAUUUCCACAUCAGCUGGAAGGACGGUCUUGCUUUCAAUGCCUUGAUCCACAGACACAGACCAGAGCUCAUUGAAUACGACAAGCUCAGAAAGGAUGAUCCUGUGACGAACCUGAACAACGCCUUUGAGGUGGCCGAGAAAUACCUGGACAUCCCCAAGAUGUUGGAUGCCGAGGACAUUGUCAACACAGCUCGCCCUGAUGAGAAGGCCAUCAUGACCUAUGUAUCCAGCUUCUACCAUGCAUUUUCUGGCGCGCAGAAGGCUGAGACAGCAGCUAACCGGAUUUGCAAAGUGCUGGCUGUGAACCAGGAGAAUGAGCACCUGAUGGAGGACUACGAGAAACUGGCGUCUGAUCUGCUGGAGUGGAUUAAACGCACUAUCCCCUGGCUGGAGGACCGUGACCCACAGAAGACCAUUCAAGAGAUGCAGCAAAAACUGGAAGAUUUCCGUGACUACAGGCGCGUCCAUAAGCCUCCCAAAGUGCAGGAGAAGUGUCAGCUGGAGAUAAACUUCAACACCUUGCAGACUAAACUCCGGCUGAGCAACAGGCCUGCCUUCAUGCCCUCGGAGGGCAAGAUGGUCUCGGACAUUAAUAAUGGCUGGCAGCACUUGGAACAGGCGGAGAAAGGCUAUGAAGAAUGGCUGCUGAAUGAGAUCAGGAGGCUAGAGCGACUGGACCACUUGGCUGAGAAGUUCAGACAGAAAGCCUCCAUCCACGAGUCCUGGACUGAAGGGAAAGAAGCCAUGCUGAGGCAGAAGGACUACGAAACCGCCACCCUGUCAGACAUCAAAGCCCUGAUCCGGAAGCACGAGGCCUUCGAGAGCGAUCUGGCAGCUCACCAGGACCGCGUGGAGCAGAUCGCGGCCAUUGCACAGGAGCUCAAUGAGCUGGAUUACUACGACUCCCCCAGCGUGAACGCUCGGUGCCAGAAGAUCUGUGACCAGUGGGAUGCUCUGGGGUCCCUGACCCACAGUAGGAGAGAAGCCCUUGAGAAAACAGAGAAACAGCUGGAGACCAUCGACCAGCUGCACCUGGAAUACGCCAAGAGGGCAGCGCCGUUCAACAACUGGAUGGAGAGUGCCAUGGAAGACCUCCAGGACAUGUUCAUCGUCCACACCAUAGAGGAGAUCGAGGGCCUGAUUGCAGCUCACGAUCAGUUCAAAUCCACCCUGCCGGAUGCAGACAAAGAGCGCGAGGCCAUCCUGGGCAUCCAGAACGAGGCUCAGCGGAUUGCGGACUACAACAACAUCAAGCUGUCUGGGAACAACCCGUACACUUCGGUUACCCCGCAGAUCAUCAACUCCAAGUGGGAAAGGGUUCAGCAGCUGGUGCCCAAGAGGGACCAUGCUCUGCAGGAUGAGCAGAGCAAGCAGCAGUCCAAUGAGCACUUGCGUCGGCAGUUUGCCAGCCAGGCCAACAUCGUUGGGCCCUGGAUACAGACCAAAAUGGAGGAAAUAGGGCGCAUCUCCAUCGAGAUGAACGGCACGCUGGAGGACCAACUGAAUCACCUCAAGCAGUAUGAGCAGAGCAUUGUGGACUACAAGCCCAACAUCGACCUGCUAGAGCAGCAGCACCAGCUCAUCCAGGAGGCGCUGAUCUUCGAUAACAAGCACACCAACUACACCAUGGAGCAUAUUCGCGUUGGCUGGGAGCAGCUCCUCACCACCAUCGCCCGCACCAUCAACGAAGUGGAGAACCAGAUCCUAACCCGCGAUGCCAAGGGAAUCAGCCAGGAGCAGAUGCAGGAAUUCCGGGCUUCCUUUAACCACUUCGACAAGGACCACGGCGGUACCCUGGGACCCGAGGAGUUCAAAGCCUGCCUCAUCAGCUUGGGAUACGAUGUGGAAAAUGACAGACAGAAGCGCACAGGAAGCAUGGACACAGAUGACUUCCGAGCUCUCCUUAUCUCCACAGGAUACAGCCUGGGAGACGCCGAGUUCAACCGGAUAAUGAGUGUUGUGGAUCCCAACAACAGCGGGAUUGUGACCUUCCAGGCCUUCAUCGACUUCAUGUCCCGAGAGACGACUGACACAGACACAGCUGACCAGGUCAUUGCCUCCUUCAAGGUCCUGGCCGGAGACAAGAACUACAUCACAGCGGAGGAGCUGAGGCGAGAGCUGCCCCCAGACCAAGCGGAGUACUGCAUCGCUCGCAUGGCACCAUACCAGGGUCCCGACGCCGUCUCCGGAGCCCUGGACUACAAGUCCUUCUCCACGGCACUGUACGGCGAGAGCGACCUGUGAGCUGGUGGCGGCGGCAGCAAGCGCUGGCGCUUUGACGGCAGGAGCGAAGGCCUGAUUCUCUGCUCUGCAUUUACACACACAAACUGUCCCGCAGUGGUAGGAUCGCCCCUCCUCGCCUCCAGAGGAUGGAAAGCCACGUUCGCACUGGGGGAGCCUGGGAGUUAGCCUACAUUCCGGUUAUUAUUGCAUAUUAUAUGAACCAUGUACCUAUGCAAUGAUUUUUUUUUUUCACUUUGCUCUGUUAAACAUGUUGGGAGGGCGGGCUUGAAAUGGUUUUUUUUUUCUCACAUUUAAUUGCUUUGGGAUUUCUUGGCAAGGGGGGAAAAAAGGGAGAGUCUGAAAACAUGCAAGUGGCUCUGGUUCAGAUGGUUAUUUUUGUUAAAUAUAUCCCGGUCUAUUUUUUCAACUGAGCUUAAAAAAAAAAAAAUCUGUCGACUGGUAUGUUUUUGAAAUUGAACCUUUUCCCUUUGUCUCUGUCUCUCUGCCCUUUUAAUUUAUGCCACUGUGUAGCAGAAAUCCGAAGCGGUUUGUCUUUGUCAAUCACCCCAGCAAAAUCCAUCAGGGAAUUCCCUCUUUUCUUAAACCUGCCUCAAUCCAGAUCUCCUGCACCUCAAUCCAGUCUCUUCCUCUUCCCCUUAAUUUCAAUAGCAGUGAUGGUAUCUAGCAAAUCUCCAGUUACCUGGGCUAGGCAGUAUGUGGGAUAGGGUGACGUGAUGUAGUAUCCCUUUAACGUAGGUAUCAGCAAUGCCUUCCCUCCACUCCCAGACAGUGUGCAUGCAUGAAAAGCCACUCCCUGCUGCUGCUUCAUGGUUAUUUCCUUGGUGAAACUAACUAGACUCCCAAGGGACUUCAGUUCCGUCUGAGUGCUGAUGUUGCUCUGUUGAGCCAGCCUGCAGCGGUGUCUGUGUUGGCGGCUAACACAGUACUAGUUGUCUAGUAGCCUUGGGCUUUUUGUGGUUUAAUCUUUGCUACUCACAAAAUUGUAACAUUCCCUUUUUAAAAAAUUCGGUGCUACCGUUUUUUGGACUUUGUGGGGAAGCGUUUUGAAUUGCUGUUACACAGACCAAAUUCUCUGAGAUCUGGAGGCAGAGAACUCUGUGCCUUUCCUAGGAAAUCUUGUGCGGUGGCUUUUAAUUAACCGGCAACAUUUAGCAAGAACAAAGCAAUAAGGUAUAAAGAGACAACCUACUUUAUCACUGAACUGUAAUCCUGUUUGCAUUGUACAUACUCAAGUGACCUCUGGCUGUCAGGUAGGGAGACCCUCAAGGGUUGGGGUUUUACAUUCUGAACAAGCAUGUGUGUGGGGGAGGGGAUUGGGGUGGUCCAAGUGGAGUCAUUUUGUAUUCACAUCACUCAACGCUUGUCACAAAUCCACUGUAGUCAACUUCAUACCAAGCCAUAAAACUUCACUGUUUGUUAUCGCAGCCAUGUUGACCCAACUCUAUUGAAGGCUACUGCGACUUAGUGGCGGUUUUCCCAUUAGGGUGAGGCACAGAGCUGGUGUGGGCUUGCCAGGAGCUAUAUUUACACAUAAUGGAAAGUGCUUUUCCCCUUCCCGCGGUUUUCUGGCUCUUCGGGAUCCUUUAGCACACUGGAGUGAGCUGGAGACUUUGGGCGGAGGAGGAAAUGAUGACAGCAUUAGUUUUCAAAGCAGUUUAUGGAUCUACACACCCCUGCUGCUGUCUGCUAGCCCUUGGAUCUCAGCCACCCUUAGCCACGGAGUCAGUUGCUGCCGUCGGAUCCCCAUUGCACAUAUUGGCAAGUGAGCUGUUUAGCAAGAGGAUCCUGGGAAAAGGCAGCUAAGCACACUUGGCUGCAUGCAUGUCAGACACAGGCCUGCUAAACUAACCACGCUCUCAGUUCGCAGAGCUGGGAACCUCUCUGCACCCUGUACACCAGCAGCCUUACCCAGCCAAGUCGGAGGGCCAGAGCUUUCCAGUCAGAGGGAGGGAAGCCAGGAACUCAAAGCAUAUAGGAAAUAAGGGUUUCAAAGGCUCUUAGCAUCUUCUUUGAAGAGCAGGAAUGCUAGCACCCCCAGUCUGUUCGGCUAUCAGAGCAAGCACCCUUGCCAGUUCACUACUGGGGCAUCUCCUGACACGCUUUUUCACAACUGUCUUGGAGCAGGAUUUUCUGAGGACCAAAAAAAUCAACCUUUUUUUUUUUUAAAAUUAAAAAAAUUCAUAGGGUUCCUAUUUACUUUAUUAACUUACGGAUUUAUUAUAUAAAUAUAUAUUCACCUAGCAUCGUAUAUUACAGUUUUUCUUUGUCAUGUAAUUAAAAUAUUGCUGAUUAUUGUAACAAUGGAAACUGUAACAUUCCAUGCCUUUGUCAUUCAUCCUCUCUCUCCCCCCCCUCCCCUUGGCAUCGGAGAACGGUAGUCAUGGAAGCAUUUUAUUGUGUUCGCUACUGAAUGUCCUUCAACGGCUGGGGGGGAUGCAAAUGUCCGCAGGUAGGAAGACAGCAAUAGGCAGUAGUCAGCUUUUAUCUGCCUCUGUUAUGUUCUAAAAAAGCUUUGAGGUUUCUGGGAAACCAGCCCUCCUCCCUCUUGGGACAGGACAAUAAAAUGUGUAAUAUUUUUAAGGAUGA
Terrapene triunguis (Three-toed box turtle) is the source of this 5226-nucleotide messenger RNA. It is a transcript of the gene ACTN4, whose product is annotated as actinin alpha 4. Gene Ontology annotation, molecular function: calcium ion binding; actin filament binding. Gene Ontology annotation, biological process: muscle cell development; actin cytoskeleton organization. The record is from RefSeq and is a predicted model, not a curated record. The transcript has 21 exons. Bases 91 to 2640 code for a protein of 849 amino acids. NCBI's taxonomy places the organism in Eukaryota, Metazoa, Chordata, Testudines, Emydidae. Gene Ontology annotation, cellular component: cell junction; Z disc; plasma membrane.